Messenger RNA from Schistocerca americana (American grasshopper), 870 nucleotides. RefSeq names its product retinal homeobox protein Rx-like. Gene Ontology annotation, biological process: positive regulation of transcription by RNA polymerase II. Gene Ontology annotation, molecular function: DNA-binding transcription factor activity, RNA polymerase II-specific; RNA polymerase II cis-regulatory region sequence-specific DNA binding. NCBI's taxonomy places the organism in Eukaryota, Metazoa, Arthropoda, Insecta, Orthoptera, Acrididae. The record is from RefSeq and is a predicted model, not a curated record. Bases 1 to 870 code for a protein of 289 amino acids. The transcript is spliced from 4 exons.
AUGCCCGCCACCACCACGACGGCCAGCGCCGGGCCGCGGCACACCAUAGACCACAUUCUGGGGCUCUCCGGUUCCAGCCCCGCCAGCACAGAAUCGGCAGUGGGCCCAGGUGAACAGCUGACCGCAGCCGCCCCCGCGUCACGUGCGUGCUUAGCCGUGCGCAGUUCCAGCUGCGUGAGUCAGGCGCGCACGCCACUUCCGGAGCCGGGCCGCCCGCAGAAGCGCACGCACUGCCGCCGUGUAAAGCGACCGCCUCGUUUCUAUGUGGCAGCGGGCCCCAAGGUCAGCUUCACGCGCCGGGCGACCUCUCGCCCCCGGCCUCUCGGCAACGGCGGCGGCGCCAGCAAGAAGAAGCACCGCCGCAACAGGACCACCUUCACCACCUACCAGCUGCACGAGCUCGAGCGCGCCUUCGAGAAGUCUCACUACCCGGAUGUCUACAGCCGCGAGGAGCUCGCCAUGAAGGUCAACCUGCCCGAGGUCCGCGUACAGGUGUGGUUCCAGAACCGGCGCGCCAAGUGGCGGCGGCAGGAGAAGAUGGAGGCGGCGCGCCUGGGGCUGGGCGAGCUGCCGGGCGGCUGCGGCGUGCGAGCCGGGGGCGGCGCCGGCGUGGGCGUCGGGGGCGGGCCGAGCCUGGCGCUGCCCGUCGACCCGUGGCUGGCGCCGCCGCUGCUGUCGGCGCUGCCCGGCUUCCUGGCGCACCCGCACACCGGCUACCCCAGCUACCUCACGCCGCCGGAGCCCGCCCCCGCGCCCGCCCCCGCCUCGGCGCCGCGGCCGCCGGACCCGCGCUCCUCGUCCAUCGCCGCGCUGCGCCUCAAGGCCAAGGAGCACGUCGAGUCCAUCUCGAAGGGCCUGCAGAUGGUCUAA